Molecule: messenger RNA, 3775 nt
Organism: Myripristis murdjan (pinecone soldierfish)
Lineage: Eukaryota; Metazoa; Chordata; Actinopteri; Holocentriformes; Holocentridae
Gene: armc8
Product: armadillo repeat containing 8
Exons: 22
Coding region: 229-2250 (673 amino acids)
Biological process (GO): proteasome-mediated ubiquitin-dependent protein catabolic process
Cellular component (GO): GID complex
Molecular function (GO): protein binding
Source: RefSeq, a predicted model, not a curated record
UCCACUCUCACUCAGUCCACAGAGCUCGCCAAGUUAGGUUAUUUUAUGGAAUAUAGCUACCGUAAUACCCGGAGCGGAGCCGCACCAGCCCUUCUACUUUUUACCGCUCAUUUAGUGCUGAGAAAUUGGGCCACAUUUACUUUUUAAAGGCCACUCACAGCUGCUCUGGGGGGGCGGAGUGUGUAGAAAGUGCUGCUCCGAUUGGGGCGCUCGAUCGGGGGAAGAGAGAUGGCGUGCUUGUUGGAGGCCCCUCUCCGCAUCAGCGUGCUGUCUGAGGUCACUGCCACCAGUCGCCAUUAUGUUGACCGGCUGUUCGACCCCGACCCACAGAAAGUGCUGCAGGGAGUCAUUGACAUGAAGAAUGCCGUCAUUGGAAACAACAAGCAGAAAGCCAACCUGAUUGUUCUGGGAGCCGUUCCCAGGUUAUUAUACCUUCUCCAGCAGGGUUCGUCCAGUCCGGAGCUGCGGACAGAAUGUGCCGUGGUGCUGGGCAGCUUAGCAAUGGGCACUGAGAACAACAUCAAGUCCCUGGUGGACUGUCACAUCAUCCCUGCCCUGCUCCAAGGUCUCCUGUAUCCAGACCUAAUCUUCAUCGAAGCGUGUCUCCGAUGUCUCAGAACAGUCUUCAUCAGUCCAGUCACCCCUGUGCAGCUGCUCUACACUGACCCCACUGUGAUCCCCCAUCUAAUGUCUCUACUCAGCCGCUCACAGAGGACCCAGGAGUACAUCACACAGAUCUUCUCCCACUGUUGUAAGACUCCAGAGCACCAAACGGUUCUUUUCAACUACGGUGCCAUCCAGAACAUUGCUCCUCUACUUAUCUCUCCCUCUUAUAAGGUCCGGAUGCAGGCGUUAAAGUGUUUCUCAGUCCUGGCCUAUGAGAACACUCAGGUCUCCAUGACACUGGUGAAUGUGCUGGUGGAUGGCGAGCUGCUCUCUCAGGUAUUUGUCAGAAUGAUGCAAAGGGAUCAGCCCAUUGAAAUGCAGCUAACAGCAGCCAAAUGUUUAACCUACAUGUGUCGAGCGGGCGCCAUCAGGACGGACGACAGCUGCAUAGUUCUAAAGACCUUGCCGUGCCUGGUGCGGAUGUGCAGUAAGGAGCGGCUGCUGGAGGAGCGGGUGGAGGGGGCUGAGACCCUGGCCUACCUGAUGGAGCCCGACGUGGAGCUGCAGAGGAUCGCCAGCACCACUGACCACCUGGUGGCCAUGUUGGCCGACUACUUCAAAUACCCCAGCUCUGUCUCCGCCAUCACUGAUAUCAAGAGGCUCGACCAUGACCUGAAGCACGCGCACGAGCUGAGGCAAGCUGCUUUCAAACUGUACGCCUCACUGGGCUCCAACGACGAGGACAUCCGAAAGAAGAUCACAGAGACAGAGAACAUGAUGGACAGGAUAGUCAGUGGCCUAUCAGAAUCCAGCAUCAAAGUCCGCUUAGCAGCUGUCAGGUGUCUCCACAGUCUGUCGCGGUCGGUGCAACAACUGAGGACCAGUUUCCACGAUCACGCAGUGUGGAAACCUCUAAUGAAGCUGUUGCAGAAUGCUCCAGAUGAGGUCCUGGUUAUGGCCUCUUCUACACUAUGCAACCUGCUGCUGGAGUUCUCGCCCAGCAAAGAGCCCAUCCUGGAGUCUGGGGUGAUCGAGUUACUAUGCAGUCUGACCCAGAGUGACAGUCCUGCACUGAGGGUCAACGGGAUCUGGGCUCUCAUGAACAUGGCGUUCCAGGCGGAUCAGAAAGUGAAGGUUGAGAUUGUUCGGUCUCUAGGAACAGAGCAACUGUUCCGCCUGCUCUCGGACCCCGACACCAACGUGCUAAUGAAGACCCUCGGUCUGCUGCGAAAUCUGUUGUCAACACGCCCGCACAUCGACCAGAUCAUGAGUUCUCAUGGGAAGCAGAUCAUGCAGGCAGUCACCCUCAUCCUAGAAGGAGAGCACAGCAUAGAGGUCAAAGAACAGACUCUGUGCAUCCUAGCUAACAUCGCUGACGGCAACACAGCCAAGGAACUCAUCAUGACCAAUGACGACAUGCUCCAGAAAAUCAAAUACUACAUGGGGCAUUCAAACGUGAAGCUGCAGCUGGCUGCCACCUUCUGCAUCUCCAACCUGAUCUGGAAUGAGGAAGACGGUUCUCAGGAGCGCCAGGACAAGCUGAGGGAGAUGGGCUUUGUGGACAUCCUGCACAAACUCACCCAGGCCUCUGACCCCAACCUCAGUGACAGGGCAAAGACGGCGAUGCAGCAGUACCUAGCAUGACCACAGACGGGAGACACUCCCCAUUGCCAGCCUAACUAACAAUCGUGAGGAGGACACCUGCCAUUGGUUCUUUAAUUUCUUGUUAUGUUUAAUCUCAAGGUUUUAUUUUGUUGCACAAAGACACCUUUUUUUAAAAUGUGGCGGGCCUCCUUCACCUCCCCCCCUCAUGCCACCACCUGAACCCAGCCUCCCCAGCUCCUCUCACUCCAAACCUCAGCUUGGAGACUCUGAGACGAUGGUUGCUGUUUGGGAACCAACGGUUAGGAGGAGGUGUCUUGAGGGUUUCAGCUUUUGUUUUUGUUUUUUUUUUUUUUCCCGCCCCAAUACAAAGAUGAGGUGAUUUUUUUUUUUUUCGUCCCCUCUGGGACUUGUGAAUAUUUUUUUUUUUUUUUUGUGAAGUGCAGCAGCCUGACUAGCGCCACCCUGUGGCCGAGAGGCCUUGGUGCUUUUGGACUCCCGACAGCGGAGACUUGGGUCUCAGAGAACCGGACUGUGAGGUUUGACACAAGGGCAGGGCUGUGGGAGAGCAAAGCUUCCCAGUUUUAUUUUGUUAAUUAAUUAUUCAUUAAUGAAAUUACUAUUAAUAUUAUUGUUAUUUUAAGGCGUCACACAAAGGACACAUUUGGAAACAAAAAAAAUCAGACUGCUUAUUUUGAACUUUUUGGUGUUUUCUUUUUUUGUGGAUACAUACCUCGUAAAUAUAUAUAAAUAUAAACAUAUAAAUAUAUUUUUUGGAUUUUUAUCCCCCCCAACCCCUCUCUUUUCAUUCACUCUUUCUUUUAUCCUUGAUUCUUGGCACAGUCGGGUGAAUCUUCCACAGUGUGACGUGUGUAUGUAUUUGACUUGAACAUGGUCUGUAGAGGUGAAAAAAAUCAGCUGUCAUUUCUGUGUGCUUUUUUUCUCUACAUUUCUGGCUCUGUCAGCACUUAGUUCCUCUCCGUUUAAGAUCAGCGGCUAAUGGAAGCAUUGUAGCGCAACGGGACCCUGACACUUCUGUCGAGUAUCCUUAUAAUCCCAAUGGGAAAAUUGGUUCCCAAGCUAAUAGUGCGUACUCUGACCUGACCAUUUUAAAAUUAGCAGGGCUGAGUACAUGAAUGCACAUGAGCCGAACAUUGGAGAGAGAAGGAACAUGGGGUGCAUGCAUCCUAACACCUCUACAGACUAAAAUUUAAUGUCGAUUGCCUUUUCUGCAUUCUCUGCAUCCCCUGUGUCUGCUUGUCAAAAAGCAUAAGUGACAUUGCCUAAGCUCCUACUUUUCUCUCUUUUUCUUUAAUUUGUUUUGAGAAGCAGACAAGGACAGAGCGGAUGUAAGGAAUAAAGAAUGAUUGAGACUGGCCCCUGGAGGGUAAAGGCACUAAGUGGAUCUACCACAGCAGAAUGAAAUGCCUCAGUAUGUUUCAUCCCUCGGCCAUAUGAUUUCUUCUCAGAAUCUUUCUAGACUGUUGUCCCCUGACAUUUCAAACCUUACUGAAGCUCUGAUAGAAUGAAUGUUACCACUGAAAUAUAUGCAGACCUGAAGAAGGAC